AUGGAGAGUUACCACGCGGGCGACGGCGCGGGCAAGGCCGGCGCGCGCUCCGGCAGCGGCUCGGGCGGCGGCGCAAGCGGCAGCGGUGGAGGCGCCUACAAGGAGCGCGGGUCGUCGUCCCACGGCGGGCGCAGCGGCGGCUCAAGUGGCAGUGGCAGCUACCAGUCCUCGGGGCGCGGGCUGCCGCGCCGCGGCUCGUCCAACUCGGUGGGCGGCGCGUCGUCCCGAGACCGCGAGCGGGAGCGCGACCGGGACAGGGACCGGGAUCGGGACCGCGAGCGCGACAGGGAGCGCGACCGAGACGGCCGCAGCCGCCCGCGCUCGCGCUCCAGGGACGCGGGCGGCAGCUCGCGCGAGCGGCGCAACAGCGGCGGCAGUCGCAGCUCCUUCGCGGCGGGCAGCAGCCCGGCCGUGCGCCUGCGCGAGCGCAAGAACCUGCUGCUGAUGCACCGCACGAGCGCGCGCCGCAACGACCUGACGCCCGCGGACGCGGCCACGCGCGUGGUCGGCAUGGACGUCAAGUACAUGAAGGACCCGGAGCGCCCGUACAUCACAGACAAGCUGGCCAUGUUCCCGAGUGUCUUCCCGACGAACGCCAACUUUCCCGAGGAAAAGUUCCGCUUCCACGCGCUGCGCAACGCGGCGUUCGUGAGCCCGCUGCCCAGGGGCUUCAACCAGCAGUGGCAUCUGCAGUACUCGGCGUUCACGGACAAGAAGCUGGCCAUUUUUGAUGAUCUGACGAGGGCCACGCGCGCGAUUCUCCGGUUACGUGACGGCGCGGAGGACGGUAAAAGUGGAAGUGGGGAUGCGGCCACACCCGCCGCUGCUGGUGCUGAAGAUGGAGCAGCGGUGGCGGCGACUGCGGCUGUGCAGCGCGCGUUCACGAAUUAUUUGAUGCGGCACGUGCGACGGAUAGAUGACCGCACGAGCCACAUCUGGAUGAGCGAGCUGGCGAGUGGUGCGCGCAGUGCAGCGGAGCUUACGCAGGCCUAUGGAGUUCCGUUCAAGCAGUGGCGAGCUGUUCCGGGCGUGUCCAAAUGCCCUUUGCUGGAGUUUGUGGUGAAGUACCGACCUGGAUAUGCCGAGGCGACGUGGUUUGUGCGAAUUAAUGUAGUAUACACGGAAAUGCGGGAGCUGGAACGAGACAGCGCUUUGCGGACUGGUGACUGGUUUUUCAGCCCGCGACGGAACCAACGGCGGAAUCAAGGGUGGACCGACAAGCUAAUCGAUUAUUUGCACUCAAUCGCACGGCAGGCGGCGCUGGAUACUGGAACAGGGGCAGAAAACAGAUCGCAGGACGUACCGGCAACAGCAAACGCUGGAGCUGUUUCAGGUGUCCCUGCGGCUCCUAACAGCGGUGGAGUGGACAUGUCUCCACCAUCACCACUGACGUGGCACGAGAAGUGGUCAUACGUGCUGAAGUUAUCGGAGUAUCAGUUCAAGAUGGGGCUACUGGACCGGGUGCAUUAUUUUGAUGGUUUAUUGUCGCUGUUGCAAAAAUCACUCACUCCACGGUCGCGGUCGAAUGGCACCCGGUGCUCGGCUGUUUUGGCCCUCGGGGUGAACGGGAUCAUGGAAUUAAUCUCUGUGGUACAAAAGCUGCUACCAGAAAUUUUGCUGUCCGCGGAUGCCGUGCUGUUGCUGGUUAAAACAGUAUUGCAGCAUCUUCGCUACCUGCUGCCGCCUGGUCGACCUGUGCCCGCAGAAACUACAGGAAGUGCACUCCAGGAGGAGAUUCUGGUUGCUUUGUGCCAGUUGCUACGUGAUAUUUUGCUGAAUGGGAAUGACGUGCUCGUCCGUCUUGAAGAUAAUGCAUCUCCGCUAUGGCCAGCCUUCGUGUUCACCGAUCGAUUUUUCAAUCGCGACGCAUAUGGGGCUACCGCUAUUCAGGCAUGCAUCGAACGUUGCCAGCGAAAGAACAGAGAGGUUGCUGGUCGUAUUUUACGACUACAGCAGGCGUGUCCGUCGCUGAGCUCUGUGGGUGGAGGUCAGGUUCUUGCAGCGACGAUGCGUAACGAGGCACAGAUCCUGCAGACCCUAGAUCGUUUCCAUCGUGUGGACUCGACCUCAGAUUUGCACCGCGUAUACAGCGAGGUAUUCAGCCCACUUCCCACUGUAAGCUCAAGUGGUAGUGUGUCCCCAGCAGAGCUCCCGGUCGAUGUAGCUGCACUCUUUCUCGUGUGUGAAUGGGCAGUUACGAACCAGCGACCCGCGGAGUACCGGUAUUUGUCAGCGCUUGCGUUAAUCGAGAUGCACAGCAAUGCGCUUCUAGAAUACGGCAAAAGCAAAGGGCUGCUUCCUCAUUGCGGACCAAAGGAUCACCAAUUAGUUCUUCAGAGCGCGCUGCAGAAUUUCCUGCACCGUUAUGAGCCCAAGGUCAUUACUGAAGUCACACAAGUCAUCGAGCUUUUCUGUUUACUGGUUCGGCGGCGAUUAUUCAGUGUUGCAAGCUUCGUCGAGUUCGCGUCCUGUUGUAAUGAAGCAGCAGCCAGUAUGAGCAACAGCCCGUUGCUCACUCUUGCGGCAGGAGGCUGUGGCAAUAAUGGGAUCGCCAAGCGCAAGGAAUCGGCGCCCGUGGUUCACACAGCUUACAACAUCGAGUGUUCACCUGGAAGGGGGUACAAGUCGAGUGAUAUUCACCUUCUUUCCUCGAGCGACCGACUGAAGUUGUACCUAUGGCAGCUGCCCCGUAGCGCAUUCCCGUUACCGACGUGUGUGCCCAUGCUUCCGGAUGACAGCUACGAUGGCGAAGUGAACUACCUGCGUUGGCUUGAAGUUAUGGAGCUGCGUCGCGAGCAUCUCAGCUACUCGAAGACACUUGAACGCGCCCAAUCACUGUGCAUCUACGUGUUUCACACGCAUGGCCAGGCUAACGAUACACCGAUGGUUGGGACACCAGGUGCUGCAGGUGCAACUCCUGCUGCUGGUAGCGCUAGCUCGGGGGACACCAGUCGUGUGAUGAAGGAAGUGGAAUACCAGGGCAAGGUAGGAGAGCUAGUUUCAGCUGUGAAGACCAUGUGCGGCCACGACAAGGGUCGGUUCACGCGCUGGUUCUUGCACAACAUUUACGAAGAGGCUACGUUCUUUCGAUUCUCGGAUUAUGGCAGUGUGGAGCAUGUGAUGCGGCUUGUGUGCCUGGUGCUAGAAAUUGUGGACAUCUUGGCAUUGCUCGAGGUACUGGUGCACUUCCUGCGACGCUCGCCCUGCUUCCUUGUGAAGAAUGUGGUUCUGGCGAUGAUUGAACGUCACGAGCUAGCGUUCUGCGCCACCGACCAGAUUCCGUUCUUGCUGCAGUCCUUCGUGGACCGUUUCCAUCGGAUCCCCAAAAAUGCUGACGACAAGGCUGGCAACGUGGCUCAGUUCUUCUGCAGAAUGUAUUACGCACAUAUCAAGAAGAAAGAAAUCGCGAAGCUGGACUUGCCGUUUGCUCUGCUCAAGCCGAUUGCAGAGACCGCUCGAAAGAACCAGGACGCUGCUGCAGCUGGUGUAAAUGGAAACGCCGCGGCAAAUGGGAAUGGAGCGAAUGGAAAUGGCCAAAAGAAUAAGGAGCUGUCACUGGAGGCGACAAAUCCGAUCGUGCGAAUCCCUCCACCCCGCGAAGUUCUGCCCCCGGAGCUAAAAAGCGCUCUAGCGAAGUCGUUCAAAGCGCUGCAGGCUCGUGCCUUUGAUGGCCCUGGCGCCGACGGAAAACAGACGCCAGCGACCCCUGGCGCUGGCAGUAGCACGCCGUUGCAGAGCCCUAACAGCAUGAGUCAAGACGCUACAUCUACUGAAUCAGUGGCAGCGUUCGAACCCAAUUACGCGAGCUUGUCCUGGCAGGAGGUGGUUAGUGAGGCUACCCCUACUGCAGAGGCCAAGUGCCGUGAUAGCGCGAUUGAUUUCGCAGUGUCCACUAUCAAUAUGAGCAUGACGUCGUCCUCUGUGGGCUCCACAAACGCCAAUGCCACGCGGGAGCGGCGCACGCCUAAUUACGUAUUUUUCUUCCGGGCUGUGCUUACCGAAGCCAUGGACAAGUGGAUGGCUAACAUCUCCGCGCGCAUCAAGUCCAACUGCAAGCGGCCCAUCACUACACCGCAUUACGUGCACCGCUGUGUGCGCCUUAUUCGUGAGGUCGUGGAGCAGCACCCUGACAACGGUGAGGAGUUCAAUGAGAAGUUCUCGAACACGCUGGUUGUGUGGCUGCAAAAGGAAGUCUUGCCAGGCUUCGCCGGGAGUGAUACGCCCAAGCGCUCGCGGAACCCGUUCUUGAAUGCCGACAACAGCAAGGAGGCGUUCGCGCUCAACCAGAAGGGCCGCCUAGAUCGACUGCAGUACGGCCUCAAGAGUUUUCUCGUAUCUCUUGUUGUGCACAAGGUGCUAGAUCUCUCCCAGGUGCUACGACUAGUGCUUGUUCCGCUCUUCCCGCGACUGCGUCGUGCCUCACGUGACCCACCGCCGAACCUGCCGACACAACUCUUGGCUAUGGCGCUCGUUUUCCAGCUCUUUUCAGAACCCCCUCAGAAUUUGCUACUUGAUCCCCAAAAGGUGGUUAUGUUCGACGAGCCUCUGACCAAGUAUCACCUGCGUUUCCUCCGCACCCAAGUGCCGGCGUGCUUGAUGUUUCCACUGUGCUUCUUGUUGUGCCAAAUUUCGUAUCAGAUGGAAGACAAUUUCUUACUACGCAAGCGUGAGGAACGUGGCACACUGGCAAGCACGACACUGUUCAACUUGACAUCGGAUGGCAUCGUUCGCGAUACGAUUUUCCAUGACACGAAAGAGGCCCGCGAAAAGCACAUUCUUCCGGUGUAUCACAAGAAGCAGUGGCACACGGCGGUGCUGCUGACGCACUUCUUCCGGCCGCCGACGUCGCCGGCAGAAGACGGCAAUGGACAGGUGCAACUACUCAAGGUGGACCAGAUCAUUGAUCAGAUGAACGUCUGGACGCUUCAUCGUGGCGGCUCCAUCUACUUAGACUUGCAGAUGAGCAGGCAGCAACAGAAGGUCAAGCGCUCCAAGCGACGCACACGACACCAACGCCAACAGGCACAGAACCAGCAGCAGUCAGCACCCAAUAAACGAAAGGCGCCGGCAGGAGAACUGUCGACGCGUUCCACCAAGAGAGCAGCUGUGGAGAGCGUGGUUCCAUUCGCAGUCAAUGGCUUCACCGACAACAAGACUUAUCUCGGUGCUCAAGGAGAUAAAGACCUUUCCUUCGGCGGCAGUCUGCUUGGAAACAACUUCUCAGAUGGAGAGGAAGAUGCCGACGAGGAGGACCUUGAGCUGGAGUUGGGAUUCGACGAGGCGAGCAGUGCCACGGAGAUUCUAUCGAGUCUGAUCGUGCUGCGAACCCUCAAGCGCAGCUCGCGCCCGCCUCCUGGGGUAGGAUCGACUUCGUUGUCAUCAUCCUCUACGACGUCGUCAACCGUGCCAGUGCCCCAAACUACUUCCGCAACUAUCACCACGCUCUCAUCGUCGUCCCCCCUUGCGACUCCAAAGCUGUAUGGUACACCUCACCAUGUGCAUCCCGGAGAGGGGGGCGAGGGCAAGCACCGCGGGGGUACACCAGGUCCAAGCGACGGUCUUAAGAAGAAGGCGCCGACUCCUGCACUACCGAUGACUGUUGCCGCUAUGCAGAGUGCGUUGACCCCAUGCGAAGCUCGCAUGCUGGAGGCUGCUCGGGAGGCCCAAGACUCAGCGGUGGCAUCCCUCUACGCUGCAACCGUCUGCAGCAUUUCCAGGCGCGCAAUGGGGUCCGUGAUUGCGAAGAUCCUGCAGAUUCUGGAGGACGACGUCAAGCACACGCUCCCGGACAAGUUUGCUCGCCAGCUGAACACUACAUCAGUUGUGCAUCUCGUGGGUGGCAUCAUGUGCACUCCACCAGGCAAUGCAUUUCUGCCCCGCUACAUGAUGUCGCUGGCUGCCCAGCUCGAGUGGCUGUACGAGGGGUGUAUGCUUUACGACAAGCAGCAGCAAUCCUCAUCGGGAGAACCUGGUUUGCGUAACAGUCUCUUCCUUCGGCGACUGCGUUGCAAACUGGCUGUGCGGCUGCAGCUCGUUGGCGUGAUCGGACCCAGCAAGCACGCUGUGCUGACCAUUUGCUAUCGUGACCGCAUCGUGAAGACUUUGUUCGCGCUGCUAGGAACGUCAGUUGUCUCGACUGGCCCUGGGCUUUCGCUUUUUAGCUGGAUUUUGGACCUCAUUCCAGUCGUCAACGCGUCUGUCCUCCACGACAAGCAAUUUGAACUUGUGGAAGCUCUACAAUUACCGGACGAGCUUAAGCGACGUGUUUGGUCGGUGCUACCACGACCUAUGAACAUGUUCGGCGCAGCGAAUGUGUUUGUCGGUCGCACCGCGCCAACGUCUGCGCAAGCGGACGCUGCUGCGAGCAUAAAGCCGGAGUACGCACCCGUGGAUCCAUGGGGGUUGCUGGAGCAUGUGCCUCAGCUGCCUAGCGAUGCUCUUGUUCCCCCUCUGCCUGCCCAGAUCCCAAAGCGGCCGCGGCGAGUAUUCCGGUGUGUGUAA
Molecule: messenger RNA, 6501 nt
Organism: Phytophthora sojae
Lineage: Eukaryota; Oomycota; Peronosporomycetes; Peronosporales; Peronosporaceae
Exons: 8
Coding region: 1-6501 (2166 amino acids)
Source: RefSeq, a predicted model, not a curated record